Messenger RNA from Humulus lupulus (European hop), 1738 nucleotides. Its product is annotated as phosphatidylglycerophosphate phosphatase PTPMT2-like. The transcript is spliced from 6 exons. The coding region runs from base 461 to 1474 and encodes 337 amino acids. The record is from RefSeq and is a predicted model, not a curated record. Gene Ontology annotation, molecular function: protein tyrosine/serine/threonine phosphatase activity; phosphatidylinositol-4,5-bisphosphate 5-phosphatase activity. Lineage: Eukaryota; Viridiplantae; Streptophyta; Magnoliopsida; Rosales; Cannabaceae. Gene Ontology annotation, biological process: protein dephosphorylation.
ACUGGGCCUCAGUCUUCCUUCGUGUGAUUUGGGUUUUGGGAGUUUGUUGAGCAAAACGUGGAGUGGAACCUCAGCCUAAUGCUUCAAGCAAUUCUAGUGCUAGGGUUUCCUUAUUCCCCACUAAUCUUAGAUUCCAAUUAAUUCGUCCCCAAUUUUCGCCGAUCUUUACCCGCAUCGCCGCCUCCGCCUUCGCCUCUACGUCCGACCAUAUCCCUUCCGGCUAAUAUGCUGGAAAUUGCUCGAAGAAAUUUUAGUUUCUGUAUUUUGUGGUCCAAUUUAUUCCCGACUGUUUGUUCUAGGUAUCGCUUUCUGCAAAUUCUAGGUUUUCUCUAUUGAUCGUGUGACUUGUCGAUAAGUAAGGUAGAAAAUUUUACGGUUCUUGGAGCUGAUUUGUGUUGUUUGUGUGUAAAUAUUGGGGAAAUUAUAGUUUUUCUUUUUAAUUUGGUUUGAAAUUGAGAAUAUGCAUAUUGAAGAAUUGAAUAGAGGAGGGGAAGUAGAUAGUGGGAAGGAGGGAACUUUUUCUGGUGGCAAUGGUAGUGACUUCGGCAGCCGGAGCAUUGUCAUUGCUGAUACCAAAAGGGUUUUGGUUGGGGCAGGGGCUCGUGCACUUUUUUACCCAACUCUGCUUUACAAUGUUGUCCGGAAUAAGUUUCAGGCCGAAUUUCACUGGUGGGACAGGAUUGAUGAGUUUAUAUUGUUAGGGGCUGUUCCAUUUCCCACUCAUGUUCCCUGCCUAAAGAAGUUGGGAGUUCAUGGAGUUGUUACUCUUAAUGAACCAUAUGAGACCUUGGUUCCCACUUCCCUAUAUCAUUUUCAUGGCAUUGACCAUUUGGUUAUACCAACAAGAGACUACUGUUUCGCUCCAUCACUAAGUGAUAUAUACCACGCCGUAAACUUUAUUCACGAAAAUGCAUCACAUGGACGCACUACAUAUGUUCACUGUAAGGCUGGUCGGGGGCGCAGCACAACAGUCGUUAUUUGUUAUCUGAUUCAACACAGGCAGAUGACACCCGACUCUGCCUAUGCUUACGUUAAGACGAUUCGGCCUAGGGUGCUUUUAGCCCCUUCUCAAAGGAAGGCUGUUCAGGAAUACUAUUCGUUGAGGAUGAAAAAUGCAGUUGUCUACAGCCCCAUGACCAAUCUUAUAAAGAAAGCUCCGAGGUCUGCAACCUCUCAGGAUUUGGUUGCAUUUGAUGAUCGUUCUGUGGUAGUGAUAACAAAAUCAGAUCUUGAUGGUUAUGACUCAAGCAUUGAUCUCAAGUCGACUUCUGUGGGAAACGAGAUAUGGGCAGAUUUGAGUGUGGUUUGUCGGGUUCGAGUUGCUGGUCAGGCAGCUCUGGCAAGAAUCUCAUGCCUAUGGCUUCGUUGCCAUGCCUACCAGAAUAACACUAGCGAGAAGCUUCACAGAGAGAGCAGCUGCUCAAUAAGGACUGACCAUCUUGGAGGCAUCAGUGUGGGCAUCCACGUCUACUGAGAAGAGCCUGUAGUUUGCAUAUAUACCGUCAAGUUUUCUGUCUUUCCCAUGUUUUUUCGUCGUACAGAAAAUUGCAUGUAAUUAUGUCAUUAGGGACAACUGAAAGCUGUUGUUUCCGCUCUUGUAAAUGAGUUGUUACAUUGAGUCUCUGGUAAGUAUUUGAGCAUUAUGGUUCGAUCAUUUAAGUGUUCAUUCGAUCAUGCUAUAAGCGGUAACAGAAAAAUACGUUUUCGGAACAUAAAUAAAGUCUUGAACUCUUGAUCA